Molecule: messenger RNA, 6880 nt
Organism: Oncorhynchus keta (chum salmon)
Lineage: Eukaryota; Metazoa; Chordata; Actinopteri; Salmoniformes; Salmonidae
Product: soluble lamin-associated protein of 75 kDa-like
Exons: 13
Coding region: 5-2587 (860 amino acids)
Source: RefSeq, a predicted model, not a curated record
GGUUAUGUUGGUGGAACGUUUGCCUUGCGCGAUAUCGCAAAUUCUCUCUGUCCCAGCAGGCAAUGCACACACAGAGAGCGUACGCAGUGUUCACAGGCUAGGACAAGCUAGCAACGGAGGCGUGUGUGCUUUUCAAAACAUUCAAGUAAUAAAACCUAUAGUUUAUCCAAAAGAAGUCAAAGAAACAGCCUACGUGUCAUCAGCAGGAUUAGGGAUGGAGUUCCCUGUGGACGUGUUGGGAUCAGUGAGACAUGAGGAGGAGGAGCAGGCAGCAGAGGGCUACAUGACCCAGCUACGAUACAUCAUCCCCGACAAGGCCGAGAGCUUUACCCUGCCCAGCCACAGAAUGAUCUGUAUCAGUCUGUGUAACGUUGGUUUAGUUCCCAUCUAUGGAGGAGACCUGAAGCAUAAGAUUCUGGCCCUGUUCGCCCCAGAGGACCAGCUCACAGCGGUAGCUUUGUUUCUGGCGGGUCAGUGGUGGUCUGUCGAGGACAUCCUCAGAACCUCCGACCCCUCCAGAACUGGCCUCCUCAAGGUGAGGAGUCUUGGUGAGCGGAUCGUCCUGUACAUUCUGAACCGUAUCGUGUACCGCGUGGGUGAGAUAGACAAACCUGAGGUGCCCUUCCUGUGCCACGGACAGAACCACUUCGCCAAGCUCCUUUGGAAGGAUGGACACGCUGUCGGUUUCUACUCUGUCAAAACCAAAGACAGCUUGUGUAAUGGCUUUGUAACCCAACGCUACCAGCUGCCUGUUAUGGACUCCAUCUUUGUCAGGAAGUGUCAUCGUGGAAACCGUCAUGGUCUGCAGAUGCUGGAGGACUUUGUGGACUCUUUCAAAGAUGACCAGCUCGGCCUGAAGUACCCUCUCUCUCUAACCAUGUAUAAAGUGUGUGGCCAGUAUCUGUGUCGGUACCCAGCUGACCAGGACCUGCUGUGGGUGGUAGAGGGAGUGGGAGGACCCUACCAGAGAGAGAGAGUGGCCAACAAGAUCAAAACACUGAAGGUGGUGCUUCCCGUGGUGACGGCUAAUGGAGAUCACCAAGCAGCCUCUCUGGACAGCACAGACAUCAACAUGGAAGAGGGCUCAGACAACUGUCUGGACAUCACCGAGGGUGUUUUGGUGCUGAAUAAGCCCCUCAAGUUAAUAGAAGCCCUGGAGGGCACACCAGUGUCAACACAUACCUGGACAAGUGGACCUAAAAAGCGUGGCAGAGAAGAGAUGGAAGACUCUGAGGAGGAGAGCCAGCCUCUGAAGAUGAACAGAUUGGAGGAGGCAGAGCCCACCACUACAGCUGUGGAGGAGGAGGAGGAGGAGGCAGAGCCCACCACUACAGCUGUGGAGGAGGAGGAGGAGGCAGAGCCCACCACUACAGCUGUGGAGGAGGAGGAGGCAGAGCCCACCACUACAGCUGUGGAGGAGGAGGAGGCAGAGCCCACCACUACAGCUGUAGAGGAGGAGGAGGAGGAGGCAGAGCCCACCACUACAGCUGUGGAGGAGGAGGCAGAGCCCACCACUACAGCUGUAGAGGGAAAGGAGGAGGAAGGAAGCGGGGGGGAUGAGACAGAGACUGGAGAAGCAGAGGCUGCUCUGUCCCCUAUAGAGGAGGCCAAAGCUCAGGAGGCUGAGGUCAAAGGAGAACUGACUGAUGACCAGGGAGAGGAGGAAGAGGUUGCCACACAGGAGCCUGAUGCUGUGCUGGAGAACAGAACGACAGAGGAAGAUGUGGAAAUGGAAGAGCAGGAUUCGAAGGAGGAAGAUUACAUUGAGGCUAAAGACACCGUAGAUGCAGCUCCUGUGGCAUCAGAGGAAUUGGCUGAGACUGAAGCUAUGGUGGAGAAGGAGGCUCCUCUCCUGUUAGAAGAACCAGCCUCUGCUACAGAGAAGUCCCUUCCGCCUGCAGAGCCAGCCCCAGCAGAGCCCUCCCUCUCUGGGGAGGUGAUUGAGGAGGCAGGCGAGGCCGCAGCUACACCCAAGGAAGGAGAGGAGGUAGAGGGAGAAAAGGAGGGGGCGGAGAAAGCAGUGAAGGAAGAGGAGAAAUCCGUGGAGGCGGCCAUCACAGUGGACAGCAGUAGCCAGGAAACAGUGGUCCAGAUAGGGGUAGCAGACCUGUCCUACCAGCCUCCGGAAGAAGGAGAGAACCAGCCUCUCAAAAAGGAGGAGGCAAAAGAAGAGGUCAAAGGGGACGAAAAGAAAGAGGUAGAAGAGAUGGAGAAUGUUACAACCACAGAGGAUGAGAAAGAGGAGGGAGAGAGUGAGAGCUCAGACGAGGGUGGCGACGGUAAGGUCCUUUGGAGGAGAGGCAGUGGCCACGCGGCGGUGCCUAAACAUAAAUCUAAGAGACUGAGCAGAGUGGUCAUGGAGCCCGAGGAGCAGGGCACAGAGCAGCCGGAGGUCACGGAGGAAGAGGAGGAAGAGGAAGCUAGAACGACAGAGGAGGAAGAGGGGGCUGUAAAGAAGAGCUUGGCUGAGGAAGAGGUGGAGGAAGAGGAGCAUCCACCAGUGAUUGACCAGAGAGCAUUGAGGAGGAAGAGCCGACAGGUCCAGACUCCAAAGAAAGCCAAAGGGAAACGACGCAGCAAGAUCUAAACACAGCAGACGUUGCAUAUAUAAAAACGCACACAAAACACAUAUUUAGAGGUGUGCAGUAAGGGAUGUUUUCUACCUGGUUUUAGGGUUUGUAAGGCAUCUAAAGUUAACAUGUAUUAUCUCUGUAUAAUGUUUAGAUUUUGACUUUAGGUAGUUUUAUGAAAGGUUUAAGUACAUGAAUACUCGAUACUCUGUUGCAAUAAGUCAAUGUGAAGUAUUUUUAAGGUUUAGAAUUGAUUUUAUUCUUGUUUUUAUUGCCUUGCUCUUUCGGUACUGACUGAGAUUGAGUUUCACAGGCCUGAUGUGGUAGUUUGAAGAUGAUUUUCAUUCUUUAGCUCAGUAAAAAAAAAUCCAACAGCCUCGUCCUACACUGAGUCUGUGGUUGUUACAUUUAUACUAUUUACAGUAUUUAAAUAGUUUGGGUUGAAAUGCACCUUCUUAGUUUGGAGAUGUUGGAGGAGUUAUUUGAUAAAAACAGUCAUUGAAGUUCUGUUCCAAUGAAAGCCAGUCGACCCAGUUGCUCUUGAAGACCAGGUUUUCCUACACCCCCUGUUUUAUUACCAGUCACUUGUAUUAAGGAAUGAAAUGUUCUAAAAAUACCUGGGGUUUUCUCCAUGUUGUCUGAUCUCUUCAGAUGUGCUGAAAUACUUUUUUAUUUAGGAAAAAGCUGUGAAUGAACGUCAAUUCUAAUAUGUAAGUUGCACGGCACAGACGCACACAUGCACAUUGAUAUAUAAACAUGUAUACACACAAAUAUAGUACUUUGUGAAUAUACCCAGUAACUAAAAUUAGAAUAGGAAAAAUAUAUUUGGUUAUUAUUGUUCUUGCCCAAGUAUAAUUCAAGAUUAUAAUUUAAACUUUAUCUUAUAUCUAAUAGCAUGUUUAAUUGCAAGUGUGUUGAUUUUAAGGGUAAAAUAUGUAUAUUACAGUAAGUAGAUGAUAGCAGAAUUGAAGUGAAUGUGACUCUAUAUACCAGUGAUAUUUUUGUUAUAUACACUGUUGUAUAAUGGCACAACAUUCACUGUUUAGAAACAUAAAUUUGCUACACAAGUUGAGCUAUUUCUGCGUGAAUUUGAUGCUGUCAUUGACCGUGUCGCUUCACUGGUAAAGGUACGUUGAGGCAAAGAUAAAGCAGAAUCUGUCAAUGGGCUGUUUAUGUUCCAUGGCUAUGGGUUAAUAUAGUGCUCAAAAAAAUAAAGGGAACACUAAAAUAACACAUCCUAGAUCUGAAUGUAGUGACAACAAAAUCACACAUUAUCAAUGGAAAUCGAAUUUAUCAAGGUCUGGAUUUGGAUGUCAGAAUGAGGCUCAGUAGUGUGUGUGGCCUCCAUGUGCCUGUAUGACCUCCCUACAACGCCUGGGCAUGCUCCUGAUGAGGUGGCGGAUGUUCUCCUGAGGGAUCUCCUCCCAGACUUGGACUAAAGCAUCCGCCAACUCCUGGACAGUCUGUGGUUCAACGUGGCGUUGGUGGAUGGAGCGAGACAUGUCCCAGAUGUGCUCAAUUGGACUCAGGUCUGGGGAACGGGCGGGCCAGUCCAUAGCAUCAAUGCCUUCCUCUUGUAGGAACUGCUGACACACUCCAGCCACAUGAGGUCUAGCAUUGUCUUGCAUUAGGAGGAACCCAGGGCCAACCGCACCAGCAUAUGAUCUCACAAGGGGUCUGAGGAACUAAUCUCGGUACCUAAUGGCAGUCAGGCUACCUCUGGCGAGCACAUGGAGGGCUGUGCGGCCCCCCAAAGAAAUUCCACCCCACGCCAUGAUUGACCCACCGCCAAACCGGUCAUGCUGGAGGAUGUUGCAGGCAGCAGAACGUUCUCCUACGGCGUCUCCAGACUGUGUCACGUCUGUCACAUGUGCUCAGUGUGAACCUGCUUUAAUCUGUGAAGAGCACAGGGCGCCAGUGGCGAAUUUGCCACUCUUGGUGUUCUCUGGCAAAUGCCAAACGUCCUGCAUGGUGUUGGGCUGUAGGCACAACCCCCACCUGUGGACGUCAGGCCCUCAUACCACCCUCAUGGAGUCUGUUUCUGACCGUUUGAGCAGACACAUGCACAUUUGUGGCCUGCUGGAGGUCAUUUUGCAGGGCUCUGGCAGUGCUCCUCCUUGCACAAAGGCGGAGGUAGCGGUCCUGCUGCUGGGUUAUUGCCCUCCUACGGCCUCCUCCACGUCUCCUGAUGUACUGGCCUGUCUCCUGGUAGCGCCUCCAUGCUCUGGACACUACGCUGACAGACACAGCAAACCUUCUUGCCACAGCUCGCAUUGAUGUGCCAUCCUGGAUGAGCUGCACUACCUGAGCCACUUGUGUGGGUUGUAGACUCCGUCUCAUGCUACCACUAGAGUGAAAGCACCGCUAGCAUUCAAAAGUGACCAAAACAUCAGCCAUGAAGCAUAGGACCUGAGAAGUGGUCUGUAGUCACCACCUGCAAAACCACUCCUUUAUUGGGGGGUGUCUUGCUAAUUGCCUAUAAUUUCCACCUGUUGUCUAUUCCAUUUGCACAGCAGCAUGUGAAAUGUAUUGUCAAUCAGUGUUGCUUCCUAAGUGGCCAGUUUGAUUUCACAGAAGUGUGAUUGACUUGGAGUUACAUUGUGUUGUUUAAGUGUUCCCUUAAUUUUUUUUUAACAGUGUAUAUAGACCCUACACCUGGGUCAUAUUCACUAAGCACCAAACAAAAGAAGGUUUUAGGCAAAGUGUUUCUCUAUUAGUAUGACUGCUGUUUGUUAGCUAUAGCUGUGUCCAGGCUGGUCAUGUAAAAGCUACAUCGUAAAACACCUGGUGGUUCUCAAUAGUCUACAGGUGUUUUGUCUCCUUUAGCUCUCCUUCACCUGCACUGAUCUGAAAACAACUAGAGAUAAGUGGGGAUUUUCCACUUCCAGAUCAGUGAAGGAGACGAGGAGAGGAUGCCACUGUAUGCACCCCAUUUGUUGAUUGUGGACAAUCAGUUUCAACCACCACUACACUUGUGGGUUGAUUCCUUUACGUGUGUUGCUAUCAUCCACCUGUUAAUACUCUGACCCCGGUCCCCCAAAAUGUGAAUAAAGGCUUAGUUUUAACUUGGAUGUACGGAAUGUUACACAGCCAUGUUAGUUCUGGUUGUUUUCAGUUUGAAUGUGUCCUGGAUAUAAAGGAACAGCGGAGGGAGCCAGAGGAGGAGUCAUUGAGCUGCAUUUAGUUUAGCAUGGCCUCUACUAGCGUUUUCACAUUCAGGUUGAUUAUAGAAGUCACCUCUUGGUGGUGCUCAUAUUCUGCCUUGGCUGCUGUGGUUCCCACUGUCUUCUGUGUCUAGGGUGGUUUCAUCCAGACUUCCUAGAUAUCUACAGGCUUACCCCAGGGCUGUGUUCAGUGGCGUCCGAUGUUACAGAAGGUUAAGAUGGAAAGAGAUUCUGUUAGCUGAGCACAAGACAAUCCUGUCUGCAAUGUUCAGAACGUGGCACCUUCCUGAACGUACCCUACUACUCUAAAUCUUAUUGACCUCAUUCACAACCAAGAGCCAGAAUAUUGCAGGCUUUAGUGUGUCUGUUCCAAAUGGCAAAUUAUUCCCUAUAUAGUCCACUAUAACCUUUUAUUUAACUAUGCAAGUCAGUUAAAAACAAAUCUUAUUUAGAAUGACGGCCUACCCCGGCCUUACCCUAACGACACUGGGCCAAUUGUGCACCGCCAUAUGUCACUCCCAAUCACAGCUGGUUGUAAUACAGCCUGGAAUCGAACCAGGGUCUAUAGUGAUGCCUCUUGCACUGAUAUGCAGCUCCUUAGACCGCUGCGCCAAUAAAAUAAAUAAAUGGUGCACUAUAAAGGGAACUGGGUGCCAUGUAGGAUACACUUACGUUUGUUCUGUUGAAUGUUUUCAGUGAUCAGUUUGUGGUUGGAGAGAUGAACAGUUUGUGUUGACACCAAUGCAAGACAUCUGCUAUGGGAGUGGUUUCAUUUCAGGGACUGAUUCGCUUUCAAAUCAAUCAAUUCAGGAGAAGAAUCUAGAUGAAAUUAAAUGAAUUGAGUGUUUACUUUCCUAUGAUUUCAAAAGAAAGAAAAAUGUGUGCCUUUUUAUUUAAUGAUCCCUGCCUGUGUUAGGGACCUUGUUUUCCGUGUUGAACUUGAACUAAUAAGUAGAAUUUCAAAUCACCUGAAUUCACUGAGUUAUAGUAGAUUUAAACUAAUUCCUGCAUCUUGUGAUGUUACUGGACAUUUACUAUUGGUUCGUCAGCUGUUUUAAUAUGAACUACUGUUUAUCUUAAUAUAUCUUACUGAACGUCUUUCAGCCUAUGAAUUCCUUGUAGUUAAUAAACUAUUUUUUUCUGGAA